Didymodactylos carnosus is the source of this 2454-nucleotide messenger RNA. The record is from the annotation of a GenBank genome assembly. NCBI's taxonomy places the organism in Eukaryota, Metazoa, Rotifera, Eurotatoria, Philodinida, Philodinidae.
AUGAUUAGUUCGAAACUGUCACCUCGUCAGUUAUUUGAUUCUCAAACAACAUCAUUCGUUAAUCUGUUGAAAACAAUUACACCAAAUUCAUUUCAAUUGCCACUGGAGUUGAUUCAAGGAACAAGCGAUAGUAAUCAAUUAAUGUCAGGCUUACAAACAAACUAUAUACCAUAUAGUACAUGGGGAAAUGAUAGUAAAAUUCAUAUUAUCAAAAUCGCGCAAGAGUACGGUGACACGGGGGCGGAAUGUUAUUGUGAUUCGACAACACUUUGCAUUGGGAAGUCGAAUAUUUUCGAUUUAGAAACGUUGUCAACCGAAGUCAUCAUUCCUAAUUGUGUAUUCGUUACGAACGUGUGGUUAAAUGUUCUCAGUAGUGGAGCUCACUCAUCGCCGUAUUAUUAUUUGGAUAUACGAUAUGUUGGCCCGUCACAAUUUCAAGCCCUCGCCAUAUUUUGUACGUUAUCCAUGAGAACGGUUGAUGUCGCUCGAGAUCAAUUUUAUUCAACUGAUUUCGUCAGCCCAAAGAUUUUACCCUACGGACAAUUUAAUUCGGAAGUAAACACUCUUCUCAAUCUUUUUAAGCAAACAACUCCGAACACGUUUACGCAAACAUUAGAUAUAAUAACCGCUACAACUAUCGGUAACCAGCUGUUAACCUCACCGUCCAUCAAUUGGAACACGUCACUUCAAGAUAUUGGCGACAGUUAUUAUCAACUAAUACCCACAUUGGCCGAUUAUUCCGAUUGCAGCUGUUCUGAAUCAUCGAACUGUGUUCAAGAAUUGGGCUUCUACGACGAUCUUGAUAGGCAAGGCAUACCCACACUAGAAGCAACAAUUACAAACUUUUUUACUGGAUGUUUUCCUGUGGCUGCUCUUCUUCAAUCCACGCUAGAAUGUUUUUAUAACCAAACAUGUUUCAACACGUUUAUUGACUAUUGCGUGACAAACGCAACAAGUAUGAAUUACUCAUCACUACCAAGUCGCUUUAAUAUUGACACCGUAAUUGGGGAUAUUGUAAAAGAAUUAAUGAUCGAACAAUGGAAUAACGAGACCAACUAUACCGAUUACUAUCAGCAAUGUACGCCAUCCUAUUGCACUUAUUCGAUUGUAAAACGAAAGGAUAUUCUGUACAUAUUUACAACUCUAAUCGCACUAACGGGUGGUCUCGUAACUGCACUGAAACUGCUUCCACCACUCGUCAUUUUAUUGAUUCGAAAAAUUAAUAAUAGAACUAAAAAUAAUGCUGUCAUAGAUAAAAACACUGAAAAACGCAUGAUGUUAAGUGGCCGAUUGCGAUUAAUAUUUGAUGAAAUCAAAGAGAAAUUGGCAACAUUAAAUACAUUCGAGAGUUCAUCUCACGAUAUUGAAGAUGUGCAAUAUCAACGAAUAACAACUCGAUGGUAUAUUAUUCUAUUUUUUGGGUCAGCUGUUAUACUCUUAUUCUGUACGGGAUUAUCAACCACAAUGACAACGAUUACUGUCAAAUCGCCAUCACUACCAUUAUAUACGAAUCUUCAACAAUCGAACAUCAGUGGCCUGCUUUGUCCAUGUUCGCGAAUCACUGUGAAAUAUGUAACAUUUCUCCUAUUUCAGCCGUCCUAUCAUCCGAUUUGCAAGAGUGAUUUCAUUACUCAACAAUGGUUUGACACCAUCUCAUCUAAUGAUCAAAUAACUCUAAAUCAAUUUCGAAUUAUAGCUUCCUUUUGUCAAUUAAUUGAGAAAACAGUGAAUGAUUCUCUAACAUUAUUAUAUGUAACUGAUUUGCUUUCGCCUGAAGCCAUAUCGUAUGACACAUUUACAGCUAACGUCGAAUCGAUCAUUAAUUCAUUCGAAUCGUCAACACCGAACUCAUUUUUUCGUACAUUAUCAUUGAUACGUGCGAUAACACAGUCAAAUCAACUUAUGUCUGUGUAUGAAACAAAUUACAAAUUUCAGCCAUAUUCACCCGAUAAUGAUAAUCUAUUUUACACAUCCCCCGUUGUGUAUGGCACAUGUAACUGUGCCCUAUCAUCAUCGUGUAUUGAAACAUCAAAUACGAGUAAAUAUUUUUACACCGGUUGUUAUCCACUCGAAGCCUUAUUUCAAUCAACUCUCGAAUGUUUAUAUGAUUCCUCGUGUGUACCAUCCACUUUUACUUCUCUAAAUUCGUCAUCCUUAUCUAGUCGAUAUGCCAAGAAUACAACAGUUGAAAAUAUCAUAAACAAUUUCAUGAUUGAACAAUGGAAUAGUAGUUUUAAUUAUUCAGCAUAUUAUGAACAAUGUUCACCCGAAUACUGUACUUACAGUAUCAUACAACAAAACGAUGCUGUUUAUAUUAUAACAGUAACUAUCGGGAUUAUUGGUGGAUUAGCAAAAGCUCUAAAAUUAUUCUUACCUGUUGUAGUUUGGGCAGUAAGAAAAAUAAAAUAUUUUGCUAUGGAUAGCAGAGUCGUCCCAUUUACUAUUCACUCAUGA